AUGCGUGAGUUACAAGAAGGGAACAGUGAAAUAGCCGCCGGAGUUUAGGUUACUCAUAUCAGUAAGUGGUGUCACAGAUUUAGAUAAAGCACAACAUUUUUUAUGUAGGCUUAUUGUCAACAUAAUUACCCAUCGCUUCACUAAAAUUGAUCAACGGCUGAUAGGCUAUGGACAGGUUGCGUUUAUGUGUUUCUAUUUUUUAAUGGUUGUCAAUUUCAUCUUCAUAGCCUAGGCCUACAGUGCUUUCAGAAAGUAUUCAUACCCUUGACUUUUUCCACAUUUUGUUGUGUUACAGCCUGAAUAAUUUUUUUAUUCAAUUUAGAUUUUGUCCCACUGAUUUACACACAAUACCACACGAUGCAAAGCAGAAUUUUGUUUUUAGAAAUGUUUUGAAAUUAAUAAAAAAUGUAAAGCUAAAAUGUCUUUAGUCAAUAAGUAUUCAACCUCUUUGUUAUGGCAAGCCUAAAUACAUUCAGGAGUAAAAAUGUGCUUAAGUCACAUAAGUUGCAUGGACUAUGUGUUCAAUAAUAGUGGUUAACAUGAUUUUUGAAUGAUUACCACAUCUCUGUACUCCACACAUACAAUUAUCUGUAAAGGUCCCUCAGUCGAGUAAUGAAUUUCAAGCACAGGUUCAAGCACAAAGACCAGGGAGGUUUUUGGCUAAUAGAUACACAUUUUCAUCCUGAAUACAAAGCAUUAUGUUUGGGGCAAAUCCAACAACACAUCACUGAGUACCACUUCAUAUUUUCAAGCAUGGUGGUGGCUGCAUCAUGUUAUAGCAAUGCUCGUCAUCGGCAAGGACUAGGGAGUUAUUUUUGUUUGUAUAAAAAGAAACAGAAUAGAGCUGAGCACAAGCAAAAUCCUAGAGGAAAACCUGGUUCAGUCUGCUUUCCAACAGACACUGGGAGACAAAUGCACCUUUCAGCAGGACAAUAACCUAAAACUCAAGGCCAAAUAUACACAGGAGUUGCUUACCAAGACAACAUUGAAUGUUCUUGAGUGGCCUAGUUACAGUUUUGACUUAAAUCGACUUGAAAAUGGAUGUCGAGCAAUGAUCAACAACCGACUUGACAGAGCUUGAAGAGUUUAAAAACGAAUAAUGGACAAAUAUUGUACAAUGCAGGUAUGCAAAGCUCUUAGAGACUUACCCCAAAAUACUCACAGCUGUAAUCGUUUGCCAAAGGUGAUUCUAACAUGUAUUGACUAUAUCUAAUAAAAAAUAAUAAAACAAUAUUUCACUUUGAUAUAAGCGUAUUUUGUGUAGAUCGUAAAAAAAAAUACAUUUAAAUCCAUUAUAAUCACAAUUUGUAAUACAAGAAAAUGUGGAAAAGGUCAAGGGGUGUGAAUAUUUCCUGAAGGCAUUGUAUAUCACAGCUGUUUCUAUCUUCCCCUUAAAACUGCAUGUUGGCUUGUAAGUAAGCAUUUCAUGGUACGGUCUACACCUGUUGUAUUCGACGCAAUUUGAUUUGAACUUUCUUCCUCAAUUUAUAGGAUAGGCUACAUUGAUUUAGCAUUAUCCUAUAAUGUAGACUCGUUUUUGGUAUCCUACAGAAAGGAUUUAAAGCUAAGGCAAGGUUUUCGGGGAAGGGAGAAAUUUGAUUUGCUUAUGUGUCUGAGUGAGAUGCGUUGCAGGUGGCUUUGAUUGAUGGGUCCUUUUAGGUGGGUGUGUGUGCUAAUUCUCUCUAUGUCCAUUCAGAAAGUUUCCUGAAAUAGGCCUAGCCUGUCUGGACUCUGACCUUGCAGUGGUCCAGAGAAACUGCACUACGGGAGUGAUGCUGGUGUAAUAAUUACAUAACCAACGUUCUAGUAAUAGUCCGUUCCUAAUAGGGCUUAUGAUAAGAAUAUCUAUCAGGCCUAAUAGUAGGCUAUAACCAGUUGAUCAAUCGAUUCAAGUUGGAAUUUCAGCAACAUAAUAAUGAAGACAUUGAUUUGACGUGGGAGAAUGAUCCCAACUACAUAUAGGCUAGAUGAUGAUGAUACAUUGUUAGAUAGGUCUACAGUGGAUUGAUGCAUGUUACAUCAUUACUAUUGGAUUGCAUAAUUGCCAUGGUGUUUAUGCCUAUAUCCAAUGCAAUGGUCUACAAUAUAGUCUACAGUUGCCAGCAGUAGGCUUACCGUGUAAGAGGAAGACACAAUUCUUUUUAACCUAAAGUAAAGACAAUCUAAUCAAAAUUGUAUGAGUUGACCCUCCCGCAGUUGAGAGGCUUAUGGUAUUAUAAUAGCCUGCAGAUGAACAAUACAGCUCAAUGCUAUUUUCUAAGACGCAGGUGUCACGCAGACGUUAGUCAGGUGUUGGUAUCGCGACAUGCCAGUCAGAUCUUCAAUGGUAGGCGACAGUAGCGCAUUUGUCUCAUUAUUGUCUCUUUUCACCCUCGAUAGACAUAAUGUUUUAUUGACAUAAUUGUAAUACAAACCCAACCUUCAUUUACUCGUCGUGACGCACUCAGGUUCCAAACUCAGUUUUAGACGAGACUGACUUUAUUACCAAAAUUAUCCUGUUACACUUUGUAGUACAUUUUGACAAUAGAAUAAAUUUUUUCUGACUCAUGUCAAAGGGAUUAGUUGUUUUUUAGUGGCAGUCGCUCUUUAAAUACAUUUCAUUUUGUUCUCAAAACUUUUAAUUGAAAUACUGUAGAAUUCCAUUCAUUCCUAUGGAGGACUGCUCCUUCUGAGGAGUACUAAUAUGGCCGACCGGUGGCUUUUAAGCCUCUCAUUGGCCAAUACAUAGCAUCAGCAAUCCAGGGUUUAUAUACUGUACAUCAUUGAUUUUACCUCAAAUAUUCCAUGGGAAACUCAUGGGAGUUAAUACAGUCAAUUAAAAAAAUGGUCUGCAUUCUUUCAAGGUCUAGAACUUAAUGGGCAUCACAUAAUAGUCAUUCCCCAUUCCUACUCUUUUGAAAAACUCCAAGGCCACUGUCAUUGUCUGAAAUGAGCUAGGUGUCAAAGCGCUGUGUGAACAGUUUCGUCUGACGCAAGCACAUCAAUUAUCUUCAGGAAAUUUACCUUUUCAUCUGUCCUCCUUCCCUCUCCACUAAAGGACGAGAGGCUGACGGUGACGCGGGCAGCUCCUGUCAAUGGGACACCCGCCAUUCUGCACUUCCACUACCAACUGAGUGAGCGCCGCGCGGCCUGCUGGGAAACAGCCCUCUCCUCGGACAGCCUCUUUCUGGAGAUCGCCGCUGGGGCACUGGCGGAGGGCAGCAAAGAGGGGUAAGCAUAGGCACACAAACAGACAGGCAGACAGACAGGCAUACAGACAGACAGACAGGCAGGGUGUUACAUGCAGCUCUGAGACACAUAUCCCCUUGUUAAGACCUACCAGCAUGCCUGCAGACACCCAUUACAGAAAUGUUGGAUGACCUGUGUCACACUCUGGCUCUGGGCACUCUAUAUGUUGAGCCAGGGUGUGUAAGUUCUAUGUGUUUUUGUUCUAUGGUGUAUUCUAUGGGUGCUAUUUCUAAGUUGGCCAGAGUGGCUCCCAAUCAGAGGCAACGAGUGUCAGCUGUUGCGGGUUGUCUCUGAUUGGGAGCCAUAUUUAAACUGUCUGUUUUCCCUUUGUGUUUGUGGGAUCUUGUUCCAGUGUGGUUUGUGUAGACGUCACGUUAUCGUUUGUUGUUUUGUUUCGUGGAAUCACUAAAUAAAAAGUAUGUUCGCAUUCAACGCUGCGCCUUGGUCCUCUGUUCCCGACGAACGUGAAAGAAGAUCCCACCAAAACUGGACCAAGCAGCGUGUCCAGGAGCCAUCGCCAGGGGAAUCUCUAGCGGAUCGCCUUUGCAACUUCGAAUGGGCCAAGCCAAGUGAAGAGCAGAGAGGUUGGACUUUGGAGCAGUGGGGUGAGAGUCUGGCGAAAAGUAUGGAGACCUGGUCCACGGGUAGGAGGCAACCCCAAAAUAUUUUUAGGGGGGGGCACACGGCAUGGGCGACUGGGCAGCAGGAGGCUGCCACAGGGCGAUUUGGGAGGUUAGCAGAGGAGGCCGCCAGGUUACGGGGGCCACUGGUCAAAGAAGGGAAGGAAGGUGUAGAGGCACGGCGAGAGGUACUGGGGUGUGUUACCAGUCCGGUCCGGCCCGUUCCAGAUCCCGGUGUAGGGCCAGUGGUGUGUCCCCAGUACGGUCCGGUCUGUUCCUGCUCCCCGCACCAAGUGUACGGUGCGCGUCGCCAGCCCGGCCCGGCCUGUUCCUGCCACUCGCACCAAGCCUACGGUGCGCGUCGCCAGCCCGACCCGGCCUGUUCCUGCCACUCGCACCAAGCCUACGGUGCGCGUCGCCAGCCCGGCCCGGCCUGUUCCUGCCACUCGCACCAAGCCUACGGUGCGCGUCGCCAGCCUAGUAAGGCCCGUUCCUGCUCCACGCACCAAGACAGGGGUGCGCAUCGUCAGCCCGGUCCGGCCCGUUGCUGCUCCACGCACCAAGCCAGGGGUGCGAGUCGUCAGCCCGGUAAGGCCCGUUCCGGCUCCACGCACCAAGCCAGGGGUGCGCAUUGUCAGCCCGGUCCGGCCCGUUGCUGCUCCACGCACCAAGCCAGGGGUGCGCAUCGUCAGCCCGGUCCGGCCCGUAGCUGCUCCACGCACCAAGCCAGGGGUGCGCAUCGUCAGCCCGGUCCGGCCCGUUCCUGCUCCACGCACCAAGCCAGGGGUGUGCGUCGUCAGUCCGGCACAACCCGUGCCUGGGUCACCGGUGCCUGGUCAGGUACCGGUCAGCUGCUCCACACUGGAGCUGAAGCUAUCCGCUCCUACGAUGUCCAGUUCAGCUCCAGACAGCGGGGCCAGACCGGACCAGGGGCGCUACGGGGGGAUUAUUAGAGGGUUGUGGUCUAGCCCGGAGCCGGAACCGCCUCCGAGGAGGAAUGCCCACCCAGCCCUCCCCUGGUUUGUUGAUGUUCAGGCGCGGUCGCAGUCCGCGCCUUUGGGGGGGGGUACUGUCACACCCUGGCUCUGGGGACUCUAUAUGUUGAGCCAGGGUGUGUAAGUUCUAUGUGUUUUUGUUCUAUGGUGUAUUCUAUGGGUGCUAUUUCUAUGUUGGCCAGAGUGGCUCCCAAUCAGAGGCAACGAGUGUCAGCUGUUGCGGGUUGUCUCUGAUUGGGAGCCAUAUUUAAACUGUCUGUUUUCCCUUUGUGUUCGUGGGAUCUUGUUCCAGUGUGGUUUGUGUAGACGUCACGUUAUCGUUUGUUGUUUUGUUUCGUGGAAUCACUAAAUAAAAAGUAUGUUCGCAUUCAACGCCUUGGUCCUCUGUUCCCGACGAACGUGACAACCUGUUAGGUUACUAAUUUCACAUGCAAGUUAUACUCUGACAACAUUGAUAGUAUAAGGACAAUGGACUUUUCGUUAUAAUUUUUUUAAUUUGUAUUUAAUUCUAAGUAAGUCACAGCUUAUAUGUGCAAUUUAUAAACUAUAAUGAUUUAAUACAACUCAAUGUUUAAAUGCUGAGCACUUAAUGUCCCUGCCUGCCUAGUGUGUCGCACUCGCAAAUGCUUCACUCGGACUGACAAUGGCUGCCUUUUGUAACUUAUUGUGUACAUAAUGUUGCUGCUACUGUCUCUUAUGAUCGAAGAGAGCUUCUGGACACCAGAACAGCGAUUACUCACCUUGAACUGGAUGAAUAAUUUUUCUUUAAUGAGUCGGACGAGAGGGAUUUGCUCCAGACACCCGACAGGGCCCUCAUCCCCGUCAUUCGCAGUAGAAAGAGACGGCGAUAUCCUGGAAGGAGAUCGGGGUGCCUGGUAAGGAGCCGGCGACGAGUGGAUAAUCUGCCUUUGCCAUCGGUACUAUUAGCCAACGUACAAUCGCUUGAUAAUAAAGUGGACGAACUACAAGCACGUAUAUCCUACCAACGGGACAUUCAAAACUGUAAUAUCUUAUGUUUCACCGAAUCGUGGCUGAACGACGACAUGAAUAACAUACAGCUGGCGGGUUAUACACUGUAUCGGCAGGAUAGAACAGCAUCCUUUGGUAAGAUAAGGGGUGGCGGUCUAUGUAUAUUGGUAAACAACAGCUGGUGCACGAUAUCUAAGGAAGUCUCGAGGUUUUGCUCGCCUGAGAUAGAGUUUCUCAUGAUAACCUGUAGACCACACUAUCUACCAAUAGAGUUUUCAUCUAUAUUCUUCGUAGCUGUUUAUUUACCACCACAAACCGAUGCAGGCAUUAAGAUCGCACUCAAUGAGCUGUAUACGGCCAUAGGCAAACAGGAAAACGCUCAUCCAGAGGCGGCGCUCCUAGUGGCCGGGGACUUUAAUGCAGGGAAACUUAAAUCCGUUUUACCUCAUUUCUACCAGCAUGUUAAAUGUGCAACCAGAGGGAAAAAUACUUUAGACCACCUUUACUCCACACACAGAGAUGUGUACAAAGCUCUCCCUCGCCCUCCAUUUGGCAAAUCUGACCAUAAUUAUAUCCUCCUGAUUCCUGCUUACAAGCAAAAACUAAAGCAGGAAGCACCAGUGACUCGGUCAAUAAAAGUGGUCAGAUGAAGCAGAUGCUAAGCUACAGGACUGUUUUGCUAGCACAGACUGGAAUAUGAUCCGGGAUUCUUCCGAUGGCAUUGAGAAGUGCACCACAUCAGUCACUGGCUUCAUCAAUAAGUGCAUCGAUGGCGUCGUCCCCACAGUGACUGUACGUACAUACCCCAACCAGAAGCCAUGGAUUACAGGCAACAUCCGCACUGAGCUAAAGGGUAGAGCUGGACUCUAACCCGGAAGCUUAUAAGAAAUCCCGCCAUGCACACGACGAACCAUCAAACAGGCAAAGAGUCAAUACAGGACUAAGAUUGAAUCGUACUACACCGGCUCCGACGCUCGUCAGAUGUGGCAGGGCUUGCAAACUAUUACAGACUACAAAGGGAAGCACAGCUGCGAGCUGCCCAGUGACACGAGCCUACCAGACGAGCUAAAUCACUUAUAUGCUCGCUUCAAGGCAUGUAACACUGAAACAUGCAUGAGAGCAUCAGCUGUUCCGGACGAUUGUGUGAUCACGCUCUCCGUAGCCGAAUAAGACCUUUAAACGGGUCAACAUUCACAAGGCCACAGGGCCAGACGGAUUACCAGGACGUGUACUCCGAGCAUGCACGGACCAACUGGCAAGUGUCUUAACUGACAUUUUCAACCGCUCGCUGUCUGAGUCUGUAAUACCAACAUGUUUCAAGCAGACCACCAUAGUACGAAAAAUAUAAAUUUAUGCACUCACUAACUGUAAGUCACUCUGGAUAAGAGCGUUUGCUAAAUGACUAAAAUGUAAAAUGUAAAAUAGUCCCUGUGCCCAAGAACACUAAGGUAACCUGCCUAAAUGACUACCAACCCAUAGCACUCACGUCUGUAGCCAUGAAGUGCUUUGAAAGGCUGGUCAUGGCUCAAUUUUUUAAUAAUGGAUUUAAUGGUGCUCCAUGGGAUGUUCAAAGUUUCAGAUAUUCUUUUAAUAACCCAACCCUGAUCUGUACUUCUCCACAACUUUGUCCCUGACCUGUUUGGAGAGCUCCUUGGUCUUCAUGGUGCCGCUUGCUUGGUGGUGCCCCUGCUUAGUGGUCUUGCAGGCCUUUCAGAACAGGUGUAUAUAUACUGAGAUCAUGUGACACUUAGAUUGCACACAGGUGGGCUUUAUUUAACUAAUUAUAUGACUUCUGAAGGUAAUUGGUUGCACCAGAUCUUAUUUAGGGGCUUCAUAGCAACGGGGGUGAAUACAUAUGCACGCACCAUUUUUCCAUUAUUAAUUUUUUAUUAUUAUUUGAAACAAGUUAUUUUUUUUUGUAUGUCAAUUACAUGGAAUCCAAAUAAAAAUCCAUUUAAAUUACAGGUUGUAAUGCAACAAAAUAAGAAAAACGCCAAGGGGGAUGAAUACUUUUGCAAGGCACUGUAUGUCCCUUACAUAUGACUAAUAAAACUUGAAACAAUGUAUUUCAGGGAGGCUAUUAUCUCUCUCUAGUCCAGUGUUUCCCAACUCCGGUCCUCGAGUACCCCCAACAGCACACAUUUUUGUUGUAGCCCCGGACAAAAACACCUGAUUCAUUCAACUUGUCAAGGGCUUGAUCAAUAGUUGACAAGUAGAAUCAGGUGUGCUUCUACUUGUCAACGGGGCCACUACAAAAAUAUGUACUGUUGGGGGUACUCGAGGACCGGGGUUGGGAAACACUGUGUCUAGUCCAUUCCGCUUAUGAAUAGAAAUGAGCCGUAAUGGGAGAGCCAUUAUGCUACGUCGUCAUGUAAUAUGUUGUCAGUGUCAGGUCAAUAUCAUCUUCGCACAGUGCCAACACCGUCUCAGCGGCUCCUCCAAUACUGCAGUGCUAACGAGCUGCAACUGCAUUAUUAUGUAAGGCUAUUCUCUUAUGUAAAAACUAACAGUGCAUCAUCUCUUUCUCUCCCCCUUGUCUUUCUCCCCAGGCUCACCAGCCUGCUGGAGUUUGCUGAGGAGAAGCUGAAUGUCAACUACGUGUUAUUGUGGUUUGAUAGAGCCAGAGAGGAUAGAUGUAAGUGCUCCACUAUUUAGUGCAGGGUUCUUCAAUUCCGGUCCUGGAGGGCCGAAACACCUCUGUUUUUCAUCCUCUCCUUCUAAUCAGGGGCUAAUUCAGACCUGGGACACCAGGUGAGUGCAAUUAACUACCAGGUAGAAAUAAAAAACUGAAGUGUUUUGGCCCUCCAGGACCGGAAUUGAAGAACCCUGAUUUAGUGCUUGCUCUUUGUUUUGCCCAAAACUGUCAGAUAUUCAUCAAGGCAUGGCUGUCAGUAGGUAAGGAAGAGGAGUUAAUGCCAUACAUCCAAUUUAAAUUGACAUUAAAGGGACAGUUCUCAAAUUGUAUAACUUUCUAAUUGUGCUCUUGAAUUUACAGUAAUCCAUAGUUUAUGUAGCUGGAUUCAAAAGAGGAGGAGUGCAGCUAGAACUCUUAUUUGAAACAAAAAAGCAUCACCCCCACCUCUGUUUUGGUAAAAAAGCUGAAUUGGAGAUUCAGACAGAAUUGGUGGUUAGCAUUAGCAUGCAAAUUCAAGUCCAUAUAAUGUACUUGGACUGUCCCAGUUAGAUGUUCACACUAUAAUACACAUUGGAAAUCAAGGGUUGCAUUUCCUCUCCAACUGUAGAACAUUUCCAUGGAGAAAAAAACAUUGAAUGGAUAGUGACAUUUGAUUGAGCUAUCAUUUUGUAUAUAAAUAACGUCCAUGAAACCAAAACCAUAGCUUAUAAGUACACUAUACAAAAGUAUGUGGACACCCCUUCAAAUUAGUGGAUUCGGCUAUUUCAGCCACACCCGUUGCUGACAGGUGUAUAAAAUUGAGCACACAGCCAUGCAAUCUCCAUAGACAAACAUUGGCUGUAGAAUGGCCUUACUGAAGAGCUCAGUGACUUUCAAAGUGGCACCGUCAUAGGAUGCCACCUUUCCAACAAAUCAGUUCGUCUCAUUUCUGCCCUGCUAGAGCUGCCCCGGUCAACUGUAAGUGCUGUUAUUGUGAAGUGGAAAUGUCUAGGAUCAACAACGGCUCAGCUGCGAAGUGGUAGGCCACACAAGCUCACAGAACGGAACCACUGUCCUCUGUCCUCGGUUGCAACACUACUGAGUUCCAAACUGCCUCUGGAAGCUAGGUCAGCACAAUAACUGUUUGUCGGGUGCUUCAUAAAAUGGGUUUCCAUGGCCGAGCAGCCACAUACAAGCCUAAGAUCACCAUGCACAAUGCCUAGCGUCGGCUGGAGUGGUGUAAAGCUCGCCGCCAUUGGACUCUGGAGCAUUGGAAACGCGUUCUCUGGAGUGAUGAAUCACGCUUCACCAUCUGGCAGUCCAACGGACAAAUCUGGGUUUGGCGGAUGCCAGGAGAACGCUACCUGCCCUAAUACAUAGUCCCAAAUGUAAAGUUUGGUGGAGGAGGAAUAAUGGUCUGGGGCUGUUUUUCAUGGUUCGGGCUAGGCCCCUUAGUUCCAGUGAAGGGAAAUCUUAACGCUACAGCAUACAAUGACAUUCUAGAUGAUUCUGUGCUUCCAACUUUGUGGCAACAGUUUCGGAAAGGCCCUUUUGUUUCAGCAUGACAAUGCCCCCGUGCACAAAGCGAGGUCCAUACAGAAAUGGUUUGUCGCGAUGGGUUUGGAAGAACUAGACUGGCCUACACAGAGCCCUGACCUCAACUCCAUCAAACACCUUUGAGGUGGAUUGGAAUGCCGACUGCGAGCCAGACCUAAUCACCCAACAUCAGUGCCAGACCUCACUAAUACUCUUGUGGCUGAAUGGAAGCAAGUCCUCGCAGCAAUGUUCCAACAUCUAGUGGAAAGCCUUCCCAGAAGAGUGGAGGCUGUUAUAGCAGCAAAGGGGAGAUCAACUCCAUAUUAAUGCCCAUGAAUUUGGAAUGUGAUGUUCGAUGAGCAGGUGUCCACAUACUUUUGGUCAUGUAGUGUAUCUUGAUUAGAAGUGGCAGUGAUGUUCUAGCGAAGUUAAGCUUUGAUAGUGCUUCUAAUCUGGUACCCAAGACAGAACAGCCACAACACUGGUUAAUCCUGUCCUGGUCCUGCUAGGUUCACUAACACUUCUCUGUAUGGUCUCUCUUUCUCUCUGAACAGUAUCCAUCAUAAAGACUUUCCACUACAUGGGCUUUGUGGUGGUGAAGCCCGGCAACCCUCUGGUGCCGGCUCGGACAGACCUCAUCUUCAUGGUCUACUCUCUGGAAAACAGCAGCUCCGAUGAGGAGUGAAUGAAACAUUGCAACACCGGUCCACCCUGCCACUCCCUAGCCCACCCAUGACCCCCACAGAACCCCUCCCACCAGCUGCCUUCUUCCCCGUUCCCCAUCCUCAAACUGUGUGCCCCCUCCUUAACCCCAAAGAUAAACUCUCCCACCCAAACCUCCACCUUUCUUCUCAUUGAUUGGGUUGUCUCACUUUUGUAGACUAUUAUAAGAGGGGUGUGCUGCUUGGAGAUGCUAAGAUCUCUGUGGUGAUGCAUCUUCCCCUGAUGAGCACAGCGGUGGAGCAGGGAAGGGCGGAGCUUGGACUGAGUCAUCACCCGAUUGGUUCAGAUUUGACUAAUCGCCCCACCGAUGGGCUCCACUCCAUGCCUGGCUUAACCUGCCUGCCCACGACAAUCCAACAGGGUGACCUUUUGGGUGGUUGGUGCUGGAAGAAAAAUCAUAUCUAUACUCUGACAGCUUGCACAGAAUAUCAAAGAGCCUAACUUUGGUAUUUUAAUGUACAGUAGUUUCUAUACAAAGCAGGGCUUGUUUAGUAGGGACAGCAAUGUAAUGGGUAGCAUAAGGGAAUUAUCUUAAGGGUAUAUUUGCCUGGGUAUGGUUGGGUCAACAUGAAUUAAUGAAUUGUUUUGCUUGUAUUUUUUCUAUGAUAGGGACGAGUAUAACACUGAUCUUUCCGUUACAAUUGCAUUAAUUCUAUAACAUAUAAAUAUAUAUAUUCUCAAACUGUUGGGUAUAUUAAGUCAUCAUUCCUACUUUUGCAUCACUAGCUAUGAUCUUUCAGCUUACGGUUUUCUUCUCUUAUCCGAUUCUGGUCAGCGUGAUAUUAGUCUCGCCUGAUAUUUGAAAGCUGAGCGAAGGUCGUCAUUUUGAAUGUUGGGUCAGGGCAAUCUAGUUCACUGCUCUCUGCAGCAAUGACGUGUGUUCCCCUCACCUGAGGUCGCUCAGCUACGCAAUUAGCCUGUGAAACUAACAACACCUGAAUUAUUGAGCCAGUAGAGGUACAUCGAGAAGGGUGGAAGAACAUUAAACAUUAAUGUUGCAUUCCAUUCUCACUCGGCUCAUUAGUCACAUCCUAAACAGUUGCUGGAAAAUUGCAGGGGAAAAAAUGGCUAGACUUAGCCUUCAUCAUUUUUGCUAAUACAUUGAAACGAUAAAAUAAUUUGGCUGAGAUGACUCUUCCUGGUUUCAAUCCCAGUUCAAAUUCAUAUCUUCAUAUACAGUUCAAUCAACCAGAGCCCUUUUGUACUAUUAAUACCAUCCCCAACAACACCCCUGCUCAGUUGAAACUAUUUUGAGAGGGUUGUGGUGGGGCCUUUUCCGCCUAAUAAAAGUGUUCUCUUUUACACUUCAGUCUUACUGUAGAAUGUUCUACUGUAGAACAAGUAAGUAUGUUCUUACUGUAGAAUCUUCCCACAUUCAUCCCUAGCUACCCAAAGCAACGGGGCAAAAAGGAAACCAACCCAUGAAGGGAAAUGUACGAUACAAGCACUUUAGGUAGACACGUAAAAUCGAGUGGAAGUGCAUUAGGGUCCAACAUGGAGAUGUGGCCAGCACCUUCUAUUUUGUUUUGCCGCGCAAACCUGACAAUUGCCAAAGAAAUGGUUCUCCAUUCAGCAGUAACAGUUAAAAGGUUCCCGUCAACAGUAAACCUAUAGGACACUGGUUUAAGUUUCUCUCUCACACUAACAAGAUCCCUAAAACAGUGCUAGGGUGACCUGGUUUGUUCAGGAAAGCAAUAUACAAAUACAUUCCCCUACCAAUAGCUUUUUGUCUCAGAGGAACAUGGUCAAGAGUGAUCUGUGCUUGGGAUCCUAUGUGCAGGGGGCUUUCAUUUUUGCAUGUGUGUAGAUCUUGAGUCUUCAUAGAUGGGUUAGCUGACAACGUCACGAAAACUAUACGCACGCUUCAAUGGGGCAGAAGUCUGUGAGGAGUUGUGAUUCUGAAUGGCCAGAUAGCUACCAACAAUAACAAGAAACUGCCAUGUAGGGAAUGGUAAGUGACUCGUUGUAGCUAGUUUCAUCAUGUUCUUGAUACCAUGUCUUGUUU
Messenger RNA from Coregonus sp. 'balchen', 12690 nucleotides. Lineage: Eukaryota; Metazoa; Chordata; Actinopteri; Salmoniformes; Salmonidae. The record is from the annotation of a GenBank genome assembly.